UCCUGGCAAACGAACACACCCCGACGGCCGUUGGAGGCGAGGUGGCUCCGGGCUAGAGAGGGGCAGGCAGUGACAAUGGAGGGGCUGCCUUCGCGACCCCAGGCAGUGCGCCGGGAAAGACACAGUGGUCCUUGAUUCUCGAGUGGUCCUCGGGGCCUGCGCUUUCUUCCCUUGCAGCGACGCGGCCGGCCGCGAAGAUGAGCUCAGCUUGGCUCUUGGCUUUCGAGAAGAAGCAUCUCUGGAUGUAUCUGCAGGCGCUGGGCUUUGAGCCGGGCCCGGCCACCGCUGCCUGCGGGAAGAUCGAGUCGCACACGCACCUUGGAGUGGACAUGUUUGACAAGUUGAACCGUGAUGCCUUUCAAAUCGUUUCUUAUUUUUUGUUUCAAACACUGGAUCAGUCUCUCACCAAAGAAGUUUUCAAACAUUGUUGGCCUCCAUUUGAUCAGAAAAGGGAUGCUGAAUUCCGGAAGCAUUGCUGUGAAUGGUUAAAAAAUAUUUCUGCUGAAUGUGGAAGCAGCUUUCCUCCGGUUGCUGGUUCACUAUUUAUUUCUCCUGGUGGUUCUAAAUUUAUUCAUCUCAUGUAUCAUUUUGCAAGAUUUGUUGCAAUGAAAUAUAUCAGAUCCAAUUCUAAAGAUCCUUCCACACAUUUUAUAGAGAUCCUUAAUGUAAAGACUCAAGAUUUGCACAUGUGCAUUGCCAGAUGCCAGGUAGCACGUAACAGAUUUUUACAUAUUUUACAAAAAGAAGAUUGUGUUACCAGAAAAUAUCAGGAAAAUGCACAACUCUCAGUUAAACAUAUUAGAAGUUUGAGAACAGAAUGUGUAGCACAGCAAAACCAAAUAAAAAACAUGGAACCCUUUGAUGAACAAAUUAAUAUGCAAGAGAAUAUUGAAAAGGUUCGAUCUUUAUGGGCUUCGGUGACUGAAACACUUGAGAUUUUGGAUAAAGAGAGAGAAAUUGUUAGUUCAGUCCUUAGUCUUGUUAACCAUUAUGUCUUAGAUGGAACUAAUGUUACUAUUAAUAUUCCAAACCUCUUAAUUGACAAGAUUGAGAAACAAAUGAGUCAGUUGCACAUAGGAAAUGUUUAUGAAUCAGGAAAAUUGAACUUCUUGACAGUUAUUCAAUUGUUAAAUGAAGUCCUAAAAAUAAUGAAACAUGAAUGCUGUCAGACGGACCAGGCAAGACUGAAAAUAGACCCACAUUUUCUUGAAAAAGAGACCAAGUUUCAAAGAGAAAGAUUAUCAGAUCUGAAGCAAACAAGGCAUAAAAUGAAGGAAGGUCUUACAACUAUAAGACAUUCGAUUGUUGAAAAGCAAGGAGAAUGGCAUAAAAAGUGGAAAGAAAUUCUUGGUCUGUCUCCUUUCAGUUUAAUUAAAGGUUCUACUCCUGCUGUGGAUCUUUUACCGCCUAUGUCUCCCCUUUCAUUUGAUCCUGCCUCUGAAGAAGUUUAUGCACGGAGUAUUCUUACUCAGUAUCCUGCUUUGCUUCCAGAUACACCUAUGCAACAAAAUCAAGAAAAAGCUUGCACAAUAACCAAUCGUAUACUGGGAACUGUGUGUGAUCUAGCCGACAGUUCUGCUUCUCUUUUGCAGCCAAAUUUGGCAGAUAGAAAGAGCAUUACAUUACUUGAAAAGGACAUGAAAAUAAGCACUCCUAGAGAGAAGCAUGAAACCAUUUCCAAAAAAACACCAGAAUUUGAAGAGGAAGACUCUGUAUCAUCAAAUACUGCGAAGACUAUAGAGAGUAGUGCUUUUGGAGGGUCUGUACCAGCUAAAAAGCGUGAUCCAUUCCAAAAAGAGCAAGAUCAUCUGGUGGAAGAGGUUGCCAGGGCAGUUUUAUCUGAUUCACCACAAUCAGCUGAAGGAAAAGAAAUAAAAUUAGAGGACCUAAUUGAUUCUCUAGUUUCUAACCCAUUCUUAUCAAGGAAAGAAAUACCCCGAACACCAGAAAACUUGAUAAGUGAAAUUAGGAGCUCGUGGAGAAAGGCUGUUGAAAUGGGGAAUAAUGGAAAUACAGAAUUAUUUCAAGAGGAUACUGAACAACAUGGAGAAGUAUUGUCAGAAUCUUCACCAGAGUUACAUAAUCCAAGAGAAUUUAGCUUGGCCUGUUUUCUCUCAACGACCACUGAAUCAAACACUAGCCAGUCUCAUUUCCUUGAAGAGAACAUUGUUUCAGAUUGCCUGAAGAGUGUGACCAGUGACAUAAGUCAGUCAGCAACACCAGAUGCUUCAGACUUGCUAACCAAGAAAAAAAUGGGCAAGCAAGACUUGAAAUGUACAGUUUCACAGAAGAAACUUUCAGAAACUAGCCAAAGUCAGUCAUUCUCCCCUGCUAUAGGCAGUAGAAUAGAUCUGACGGGUAGCAGUGAAGAGGCGUAUGUUAAAAUAUUGGACUGUUCACAAGCCUAUCAAGAACCUUCCACACAUAAAAGUAUGUUAUGGAACUCUUUUCAAAUACCAUGGGGAGUUAGUUCUGGUUUAAGAGAUACUGAUUUUGGCAUAUUGCAUGAGACUCUUCCAGAAGAAGUGGGUCACUUAAGUCUAAAUAGCUCCAGUACUACAGAGGCCAGUUUUAAAUUGGACCCAAAUAGUCCUAUGCCCAGCAACGUUUUCCCAGAAGAUGCUUCAGGUGAAAGACAAACUACUCCGGAAUUUGACUCACGUUUUCAGGCUAUAUGCAGUAGAUAUGAGGUUCUAAAAAAGUCUCUGUCCAAGAAAAGGAAAGAAACUGACCUUUCUAACCUGGAAACAUUUGAAAGGCACAAAUUAGAAUUGAGUUCUACUCCUCCGAAUACACAAACAGGAGAGAAACUUGAUAUUUUGGACUCUAAAGAUUUGCAUAUUGCCUGUACAAAACCUUUACGUAUGUCCCUUGGUGAAAGAAAACGGUCUCUUUCACCACUAAUUAAGUUUUCUCCAGUGGAACAGAGAUGGAGCUCUACGAUUCCAUGUAGUCCUCGUGAAUUGUCUAAUUUAGAAGAAGAUAUCCAGAACAAAAGCCUUGAUGCAGACAAUCCUCAUCGGACUUGAUAAGAUGAAAUAGAAAACUAAUAUAACUAACCAUGAUGCACUUGAAUUGAAGCGAUGUCACAGGAUAAAACUAAUUUAUAAUUUAAGUGAAUAUUGGAAAUACAACUGUCCCAAGGUCUGAAAAGUCCUAAAUAAUGCCUUUUAGCCUCUUAAUUUUUUUUUAGGUAAGGAAAGUUGGUUGAAUUUCUUCUUUAUAUGUAUAUGGAGUUGAAAUGAGAAAAGGAAAGGAGAUAAUGAGUUACUUGAAGCCAUUUGAGUUUUUGAAUACAAUAUUUUAAGCAUUAGGCAGUGGUGAAUAGUAGUUCAUUAUCAUUUCUAUUAACAUGAAAUUUUUUUCUGUACUUUUAAGAGGUUAACAUAGCCAUUAAAUAUACUGAUCUUUCAUUUUAGGGACAUGUACAAAUUGUUUCUUUGUGGAACAUCUUCAUAGAUACAAGUGAGAAAAAUAAUACUUUAGGAUGUAUCGUCAAAAUGACAAAGUUUGGGAGUGCUCUAAAUAAGUUUAAUUCAAGUAAGAUAAGUCUGAGAGAUGAUGUUUGAAAGAGUAAGUGAUAUGUAAAUGAUAGGUACAAAAUGAGAUGAUGAAUUUGCAAGAGAAAAAAGAAGAUGACUAGAUGUCAAAGUUUAAAUCCAUCUAGUGGGUUGUAUAACAAAUUUAUAUUGUCUAAUUUAGACUGAGAAUUCUUAGUGGAAAAAUAAAAAAUCAUUCUAUU
This is a messenger RNA of Sorex fumeus (smoky shrew), 3742 nucleotides long. RefSeq names its product HAUS augmin like complex subunit 6 (gene HAUS6). The record is from RefSeq and is a predicted model, not a curated record. Gene Ontology annotation, molecular function: microtubule binding. Bases 198 to 3029 code for a protein of 943 amino acids. The transcript is spliced from 17 exons. Gene Ontology annotation, biological process: spindle assembly. Lineage: Eukaryota; Metazoa; Chordata; Mammalia; Eulipotyphla; Soricidae. Gene Ontology annotation, cellular component: HAUS complex; mitotic spindle microtubule.